Messenger RNA from Spirodela intermedia, 4225 nucleotides. NCBI's taxonomy places the organism in Eukaryota, Viridiplantae, Streptophyta, Magnoliopsida, Alismatales, Araceae. The record is from the annotation of a GenBank genome assembly.
AUGAGGACAACCAGGUCUGGAGGCAAGAAGGCUCCGCAACCUAAAAAGGAUGCAGCGGCCUCCACAGAGUCAGCAGAGGAGACUCCGGAGACGGCCGCGGUUGCAGCCCCUAAACCAAUGCUGAGGUCUGGCCCAGGAAAGAAAGGGCCGAAAAGGACGGGGAAGCAGUCGACUCCCACAGCAGCUGCAUCUGCCGCUGCCGCUGCUGCCCCUAUAGUUGCCGAUGUUCCUAAUCCAGUCCCCGUUGCAACUAUUCCAAUCAAUGUGGUACCUCCUGCAGUGGCAACUCCAGGCACAAAGGCGGAACUGAAUGGUAUGCUGUAAAAUCGCAUAAUGGGGAACAAACGAAGCCCUAGUUUCUGAUUUGGUGAUUUUACUGGACAUUCUUUUAUAAUAGUUCCGUUCUUGCUUGCAGAGGAAGAAGCAGGAAGCCGUUCUGCUGGUGUGGAGCCGGCGGUCAUAGCAAAGCUCCCUGAAACCGUGUUACCUGGUGAGAUCAACUCAUCUCUGCCCUCUUCCACCAAGGCAGCGGGGGAAGAGGCACGGGUGAUGGAACCAGAGGAGGCCGUGGUCGAAUUAUACCCGAAGACUGAGGAUCUGGAGAUAGAUGGCACUUCAGUAGCCUCGCAUAAACAGGAAAAUUCUGCUGUCCCAAUCAAAAGUGAGGAGGAACAAAAAUCUGUUACAUCGAGUGAAGAAGGGGAGACGGAGAAACCUUCUCUUCUGGAGAAUGAGAUGCCAUCAGAGAAUAUAAAGCUAGAGAAAGGAGAAGGUAAAGCGGGGCCCAAGGUAGAGACUGGAGCUGGCAAGUCUCUUAUAUGCAAGGAAGAGGAUUUCUCUGAGAAUGUUGUGGCUUCAGAAGAGGGAGAUUAUAUGGAAGAAGAUUUUGGGAAACAGGAGGGAUUUCACGAACCAGGAGAAGGAGAAGUUCCAAGGGAGGAGGAGGGGGAAGGUGUGGGAGAGGGAGAAGCUGGUUCAUUUGAAGAGGAGGAGCAGAGCAAGAUGUCCGAUAUGAUAAAUGAGAGGAGGAAGAAAAAGGAGCUGGAAAUAUUUGUUGGUGGAUUGGACCGUGAUGCCACCGAAGAGGAUGUAAGGAAGGCAUUUGAGAAUAUCGGAAUAGUUGAGGAUAUUCGGCUUCACUGGGAUUUCAACACCAACAAGAACAGGGGCUUUGCCUUUGUGAGGUUUGCAGAAAAGGAGCACGUCAGGAGAGCACUAUCUGAGCUAAGAAAUCCUAUGGUAACAUACUUACCCUUUACUAUGAUAAAGGACUUUAACCCGACCCAAUGGAAUAAAUAAAGAUCUCCAGCGGUUUAAAGAUUGUUCUGUUUCAUACCUCGAAUAAAUAAUAACUUGUUAUUCCCUGCUUAAUUCUUCCAAGACAGUCCAGAUGCGAAUCAAAGUAUUUGAUUUCUGAAUGACAUGUAUAGGAUCUUUUGGCUUAUUUUCCUGCUCCUGUCUUCUGAGAAAGAGUGACAAAUUUUAUCUAUCUCGAUUUCAAUGGAAAAAGUUGUAACUUAGGAAUUUGUAUGCAUGAUAGAUCUGUUGAUAUUGGCACAUCGAAUUCCUUGGCAGAUAUGUGGAAAGAGGUGCGGCAUUGCGCCAAAUGAGGACAAUGAUACGCUCUUCUUAGGGAACAUCUGCAAUACAUGGACGAAGGAAGCUGUAUGUUUAUGCUUCCUUUGCUUCUUCAUUGACUGGUGUAAUUUGGCUCUAAUUCUACAAUAGUCAUGCUACAUCUUCAGAUCAAACGACGGCUGAAGGAAUAUGGUGUUGAUGAAGUUGAGAACAUUACUCUUGUUGAAGACACCCAAAACGAAGGACGUAGUAGGGGCUUUGCAUUUGUGGAAUUUUCAUGCCAUGAACAUGCUAUGAAUGCUUACAAAAGGCUCCAAAAGCCAGAUGUUGUCUUUGGGCACUCUGAAUGGACUGCGAAAGUGGCUUUUGCUGAACCAAUACGUGAGCCAGAUGCAGAAGUUAUGGCCCAGGUUUAAAUUGUUGUUUAACUGUAUUUUCCAUACUGACGCUACUGAUUUGUUGCCUCAAGAUCUAGUUUUUAAUAUUCCAUACAGGUUAAGUCUGUGUUCAUUGAUGGGAUGCCCCCAUACUGGGAUGAGGAACGUGUGAAAGAGCGUUUUAAAACUUAUGGAGAAAUCGAGCGUGUUGUACUGGCUCGGAAUAUGCCAAACGCUAGGAGGAAAGACUUUGGUUUUGUCAACUUCACAACUCAUGAAGAAGCUGUAGCAUGUGUUGAAGCCGUAAAUAAUACUGACUUGGGUGAUGGCAAAUCCAUGGUAAUAUGGCAUUUAACCUUGGAUAAGUGCUUUGUUUUUGUCACCCAUUUAAUUUAUUGUAGCUUGUUCUACGUUUUUUUCGCAUAGAUAGCUUGUCCUUAGUAAAACUAGUCUUUGGUGUUAAUAAAAUCUGAUAUGCAAUUUAUUUAUAAUUCUUAUUGUUCCCGUGUUUGAAAAGUCGUGGACUUCCAUUUACAGUGUUAUCCUUCGUUUAAUGCUUGACCAGAAAUGGGGUACUCUUGUGCUACAAACAAGCUGGGGUAGAUUGUCUCUGAAUAGCAGAGACCUUGAGCAAAAGAAGACGCAAUACUUUAGCUGCAAUAUAUAUUGCAUCAUGCUGUUAUCAUCACCCAAAUCAUUUUGACAACCAAGACGAUUUCCGUCGCAUUUAGGGAAUAACGCAUAUCAUUCUAAAACAAAUGCUGUCAUGCUCAUAAUACUCCUAGCCGAUUGAUGUCUUUUGGGAAGGUGUUCUGCUCCACAAUUAUUUUCUUUGGGCACCAAAAUGAGUAAGAAUUAACCUGAAAUUACAUGGACACGUUGGUUGAUUCUGUGAGAGUAUGAUCAAAUGUUCCUCAGAUCGACUGGUUUUAGGGCAGCAUUGCUUUUAUUGGAGGAACACUAUGGGAGGAUAGCUCACUAACGGAAGGGUAGAGGAAGAAGAUCAGGGGACCUUAUCUGGUUUCUGUGUAACAAGAUAUAUACAUAUGUGGUAACGUUUCAAAGGUACCAUUAGUUAUCAAAGCCACCCCAGGUAGAAUGGCGUCUAUUCUUGCGCAUAUUCUGUUUUUUUUUUCUUCUACAAAGACAUAAAUUCUGUGUUUAUUGAACUCCUUUAACAUAAUUUUUUAAAAACUUGCUCAGCUAAUACUAGCAUGCUAGCAUUUGAAAUUCGUUGCACAAUAGUUUUCAAAAAUAUGCCAGAUCAAGUCGUAUAUACUCACGAGGCACAUGGCUGCUUUUUUAUUAUUGGUGUCAUCAUCAUAUGGGAAGAUCUAUCCCUACUUUUUAUUUUUCAUGUUUUGGGUUCUUCAAAAUUUUCUGUGGUCACCUUGCUACUUUUUCCUUAGAAAGUAGAAAGACACAAUUUGCUAUUGUACAUUCUCUUUUUGCUAAUCUGAUGAUAAUGUCCUACCGUCUGCUGUCAAAACGUAAAAUGGAGUCCGCUGGUUGAUGAUGUUCUUAUUGAGUAUAAAUAUUCUUUUAAGUUUAUCCCCCUUGCAUUGGCUUUAGCCUUGUAUCUCGAGAGUCUUCAUUCCUCUCUUUAAUUGAUUAUACUUCUAUCUGAAUGGCAUGGUAAUUUUACUAGAUGAAAGCACGGGCAAGACUUGCCAAUCCAUUACCUAGGACACAGGCGGUCAAAGGUGGAAUACGUGGGGGAUUUCGGAUUGGCCAUCCUGGUUUUGGUUCUUCAGGUUUUGGUAAUUUUGGCUGCUGGAGCACUGAUCACACAAAUUAAUCUCGCCUUCUCUUCUGAUUAUCCUUAUACUCUUGUUUUCCAUCAGGUAGAGGAUUUGGCCGGGGAAGGCUUCCUUUCAUGCGUGGAGGUUUCCAAGGUGCCAGGGGCUCUCAUUUUCGUGGACGUGGUCGCGGCCGAGUUGGAAGAUUCUCCUUCCCACCUGACAACUACAUUGAGGGCUCUCAUUUUGAGUUUCAUGGGGGGCGGUCGUUUGCACGAGGUAGUGAUGUUAUUUUUGGCCUUAACAAUUCUUUCAGGUUUAUCUGGUGAUCUGUUUCAGAGGCCUGAAAUUUAAUUAGUUUGCUAGGUUUUUUGCUUUUCUCUUUCACCUCAUAUUUGAUCACUAUGCAAGGAGGAUCCGAUCAUGUUGUGUACUUACUAGGGAAUCUGUGAUGAAUUUCUCCAGGCCAUGAAAUUGACAGGUCUAGACGUGGGGGAUUUGAUGGCGGCCAUGCUAGGCCUUUUCAGAUGA